Molecule: messenger RNA, 2984 nt
Organism: Cannabis sativa
Lineage: Eukaryota; Viridiplantae; Streptophyta; Magnoliopsida; Rosales; Cannabaceae
Product: CRIB domain-containing protein RIC4
Exons: 3
Coding region: 393-995 (200 amino acids)
Source: RefSeq, a predicted model, not a curated record
GACACGUGGGUUUGGAAUUUGAUGAUUGCAUGUUAGGUUAAACUUCAUUAUACAAAGACAUGUAUAUAUAUAUAAUAUAUUCUACGUCCGAACAUACCCUUUAGUUAGUUGUGUUUUUGUGUUAUCUCUAUCUUCCACCUAACUAGCUUGUGUUUGUAGCUUGACUUUUUAUACGUAAAAUUAUUGUAACUUGAUAUCAAAGCCAUAUAUGAGUUAUGUACCUUAUAUAUUAUAACAAACCAAUUCCCACUUCUGAGUUUGCGUUUCAUCAACCAAAACACCGUAUAUUUUUCUUCUUUCUUUUCUCUUUCUGUCUGAGCCUAACUGAUCAUCUUCUGAUCUGCCUCUUUCUCUUUCAUUCUCUUUGAUUAUAUAUCUUAGAAAGAACAAAAAUGAGAGAGAGAAUGGAAAGACUUGUACUUCUUCCAUUUUCUAUUGGUUGUGUCUCUGAAUCAAGCGUGGCUGUUGGUGUACAUCAACCAAGAAGAUCGUCGUCAUCCAAGACUUACACAAACCCUUCUUAUCCCAUAAGGCCUAAAGAAUUGGAUCAAGAAUAUGAUCACAAUCAUGAGGACGAUGAGGAUGAUGAUGAGAGCUUAUCAUCAGGUGGUGAAAGUACAAAGAGCUCAUUUAGGUCUCUAAAGCCAAACAUAUCAACCGGAAUCAAUAGGCUGUUCAAGGGUUUCAAGAACAUCUCUCAAAUAUUUGUUUACAAGGAAGAAAUGGAAGAACUGGAGAUGGAUAUGGAAAUAGGAGGACCAACUGAUGUAAAGCACGUGACACACAUAGGUUGGGACGGUUCUACAACACAUAACGACGCCGUUAAAGGUUGGGAGAAUCUUAUUUCUCCUGAUUUGCUCAAUAAUGACAUUGAUGUUGUUCCUUGGACAUCAUCCUUUCAGUUCCCAUCCAUGGCUACUACACAUCCUCAUAAUAAUAAUAAUAAUAAUAAUAAUAAUCAACCACCUCUUGUUAUUAAGGGCUCUGCCUCUUAAUAAUAAGAAACAUCAAUCCAUCACCACCAUAUAUUUAAAAUUGUAUCUAAGAUCAUUCAGGACUAAUACAUAUACUUAAGUCAUAUUGAAGUACUCCAAAAUUCUCUCUCUUUUCUUUUGUACUAUUUUUGGGGUGAAUAUGUUUGAACCUUUCAUUUAUAUAUAUGUUGUGAAUUGUGAUAUAUAUUUGUGAUUAUUAUUAUAGUGCCUAUGCGUAAUUAUAUAAAUUUGUAGAUUAUUACAUCACCUUUCUCUCUAUGUAUAUACAUAGAUAUGUCAUAUUGUUUGGCAUUUUCACUACACAAAGUAUAAUUGGUUAAAAUGUACCUUUCUUUAUAAUAAUUAAUGAUUAAUUCUUUCUAAGAUGGAGCUACCUUUUCUAUUUAAUUUUUUUUUUUUUUUUGAAAAAUGAUAUACAGAAAUAUAUUGUAAUUAAUUCCAAAAGAAGUUUUAAAAGAUGUCUAAGUGUUAGAUAUAUACAUCAAACAUUUUAGAAAGUGGCGAGUGUGUACUCAUAUAUACAAAGAAUUGAAAGAGAAACUUGAAAAUUAAAGUAGGGGGCAAAGUAGUAGAAAGUCAAAUAUACAAAUGUUUUUCCAUUUCCUUCAUUAAAACAUUAAUACAUGAUAAAGUGGUCAUUUUUUUCAAAGGAAAAUAAAUACGAAGUAGAGUGUCUCUAUUUAAAGUAGUAGGGAAGAUCAAGGACAUAGAGGAGGAAGAAAGCCCAAGUAACACCCGAAAUUCCACCGAAGAAGAAUCCACCGGUGAACUUGGCCCAUCCCUCGGCUGUUUGGAGCUGAUCAGGCUCCUUCUUCCUCCCAGUUAGGGUCAAAGAAGGAGCAAUGGAUGGCUCACCUUCCUUGAAUGAAGCAACUCCAUACAUUGUCAAGCAAAUGCUUAGGAUCACAACAAGUCCAGCUGCAGCCAAUGACCCAGCUCCACCUGCAUAGGGUGUGUUCCUCAAAGGCCCAGCUUUCACAAAUGGGCCCACCAGGAGAAACCCAUGGGCCAAGCCCACCUCAAUUCCCCUCAGAAGUGGGUUCACUGCGGUCCGGUAUGCUGGGAGGUUGGAUAGGUACCAUGCCACCAAUGGGCUGGAUGUUACUGGAGUCUCUAAGCUUCCAAUGAAAGGGUCACCAUUGAUGGGUUGAAUCACUUGGAAUGGUGCCUACGAAAACACAACAUUAUUCAUUGUUAUUACAUAUUACCAAAUAUACUUAAUAAUAUAGUAUUUGUCACGAGUUGUUGUGACCAAACCAAACGCUAGCUACUUUAGCCAAAUGAAUUUCAAUCAAUUACUCACAACUUAUUGGCCGGUUUUCUUAUGUUAUUUCUAACUUACAAAAAUAUUUCAUUUAAAUAAUAACAUUUGCAUAAUUUAAUCCUAAUAAGAUAUAAUCUCAAUUUAAAUAAUAAAAAAAAAUCUCUAUUAUACUAUUAUAUGCUUAAAAUUUGGAGCACAGACUAGAGUGUUUUUCGUCUGCAACUAGUCAAGUAUCAAAAUCAACAAGCUUUUAUAAAAUAUUUGCUUAAAGUUACUUACAAAACAAAUCAUGAAUUAAGAGCGUGAUUUAAUUUUUUUCUUUUUGUUUUUGUUUUUUUUUAACUUACUUCAAAUUAUAAUUUCACAUGCAACAAAAUAAAUUAUUAUUUAUUUAUUUAUUUUGAAUGUAUAAAUUAGAUUAUUUUAGAUAAAAAAUAUAAUAAAUGGUGACCAAAGCAAACACUAUUAGUUACAACAAUGGCAAGUGUGUAAACAAUUAAGUAACAUUAUAGUUUAUAUUUGAUAGAUGUAUGAUUUACCUUUUCGGAUUGAACAGCUUUUACAGAGAAGGAUCUUCUGGUAGGGAAAAGCCUAAGAGGAGAAGAAGAAAGGCCUUUGGGGGAUAGGAGAGCUCUUGAGAGUGGGGAAGAAGUGAAGUUGGAUUUGAGCAUUGGUGAAGAAGUUGCUGAGGCCAUGAUUAUGCCUUUUGCUCCUCUCACUUACAC